GAAGGUGGAAUAUAUGUGCGCCGUUGGUCAACGCCUCUCUCGCACUGAAGAUAAAGUUGUUAUCCUCAAAGAAACACAGAGUAACUGAAGGAGGAAAAUUUUUGCUAAAAGGUGAUGGUAGGGACAGAAGUAUAAUCAAGUAUCGACAACCGAAGAAUUUUCUGAAACCUAACCGCACCAACUCCGUUGGCCGAGGGAAUUCCGGCGACAGUUAAGCAGUCCUUGCUAUUGAAACUCCAACAAGAUUUGAUACAACGAGUUCUUCUUGAGCAGGUGGUUCUUUUCUACUAUAUUAAGGUUUGAAGUCAUUUGGGUUCGCGUUAAUUGCUAAGAGAGAACGCAAAUGUCGUCACAGCUACACGUUGAGGAUGGUUCCCUUUACGGUUCCGACUCGUCAUCCAGACCGUCCAGUUUACCACCUGUAUCUACAUCUAGUAUCGACUGGUCAUCCAGAGCGUCCAAUUUGCCACCUCUACCUACAUCUAGUAAGGAGACCAGAUCCGCGUCCCCAAAGGGAAAACUAGUUUGCCAUCAAUUUACAAUUGCUCAGAUUCGAUCUGCCACCCAAGACUUCAACGAAAGCUUGCUAUUAGGGAAAGGUGGAUUCGGGAACGUGUACAAAGGCAUAAUCGAUAAUGGAACAAGAAUCAUUGUGGCUAUUAAACGGUGGAGCUUCAAUUCUUCUCAAGGUGUCCGAGAAUUUGGGGCUGAAGUUGAUUUACUUCCUAUGGUGCAACACCCUAACAUAGUGUGUUUGCUUGGAUAUUGUACUGAUGACAAAGAGAUGAUCCUUGCUUAUGAGUAUAUGUCCAAAGGAAGCCUUGGAGAUCACCUACACAAUCAUCAUACUCCAUUAUCUUGGUCACAAAGGCUCAAGAUAUGUAUUGAUGCUGCAUGUGCGUUAGAAUACCUCCACAAUGGGAGUAGUGGGCAAGAGGUCAUAUACAACAAUGUGAAGAGCGCUGAUAUAUUGUUAGAUAACCAGUGGAGAGCCAAAAUUGCAGACUUUGGAUUGUCUAAAAUAAUCCCUAUUGAUAACUACUCUACCCAUGUUAGUACUGAAGUUGUAGGCACCUUUGGGUAUGUAGAUCCAGAAUAUAUGGCAACUGGCAGACUUAGUAAGAAGUCUGAUGUGUAUUCAUUUGGAGUGGUUUUAUUGGAAGUGGUAUGUCGGAGGCGUGCAAUCGAUAGAAAUCUGGAUAAGAAACAGCAACUACUGGUGAGAUGGGCUCAAGACUUUGUGAGAAGAGGGAAACUAAAGCAGAUCAUUGAUCCAGAGUUGAAGGGGCAGAUUUCAAGUACAUGCUUGAAUGAUUAUGUGAAAAUAGUGGAAGGAUGUUUACAUGAAAGUCAAGAGCAACGUGUUACAAUGGCUGAGAUUGUUACUGGUCUUGAGUCUAUAUUGGCAUCACAUGAGAGAACAAAUAGUUCUUUUCCCCAAAUGGGUAUAACUGCAUCUGGUAGGAGGUUGCACAAGUAUUUCUUUUCCUCCGGACAGAACUCUGGGGGAAGCUACUUUAGCAAGGUCACAAGGCUUUUGUCUGCCAAAUCCCUCCAGCAUAAGGGAGAUGAUGGUAACAUAUCCAAAUUGCCACCUGUACCUACAUCUAGUAAGGAGACCAGAUCAUCGUCCCCAAAGGGAGGACAUUUCCGUCAAUUUACAAUUUCUGAAAUUCUAUCCGCCACUCAAGACUUCAACAAAAGCUUGGUGAUAGGGAACGGUGGAUUCGGGAACGUGUACAAAGGCACAAUCAAGAGUGGAACAGGAAUCAUCGUGGCUCUUAAGCGGUGGAACCCUGUUUCUCAUCAAGGUGCCACUAAGUUUCAGGCUGAAGUUGAUUUGCUUCCUAUGUUGCGACACCCUAACAUCGUGUCUUUAAUUGGAUCUUGUACUGAUCGUAAAGAGAUGAUUCUUGUUUACGAGUAUAUGUCCAAUGGAAGCCUUGGAGAGCACCUACACAAGCAUCGUACUCCGUUAUCUUGGUCACAAAGGCUCAACAUAUGUAUUGAUGCUGCACGUGCAUUACACUACCUCCACAAUGGGAGUAGUGGGAAAGAGGUCAUAUACAACAAUGUGAAGAGCGCUGACAUAUUGUUAGAUAACCAAUGGGCAGCCAAACUCACAGACUUUGGAUUGUCUAAAAUAAUCCCCACUGAUAACUGGUCUAACCAUGUUAGUACACAAGUUGCAGGCACAUUUGGGUAUAUCGAUCCAGAAUUUUAUACAACAGGCAGACUAAGCAAGAAGUCUGAUGUGUAUUCCUUUGGAGUGGUUUUAUUGGAAGUACUAUGCAGGAGGCAUGCAAUCGAUUGGAAUCUUGAUGAGGAACAACGGGGAUUGGUGAGAUGGGCUCAACACUGUAUAAGAACAGGGAAAGUAGAGCAGAUCAUUGAUCCAGAUUUGAAGGGGCAGAUUUCGCUUAAAUGCUUAAAUGAUUAUGCAAGAAUAGUGAAAUGCUGUUUGCGUGAACAUCAAGAGCCACGUAUUACAAUGGCUGAGGUUCUCUUUGGUCUUGAGUCUAUAAUGGCAAUACAUGAGAGAACUGAUUCGGGCUUCCAGAAGCAUUUCUUUUCCUACAGAGAGAAAUCUGGGAGAAGCUACUUUAAAAAGGACAUUGAGGUUUUGUCUCCCAAAUCCAACCAGCAUGAGAGUGAUUAUGGUGACAUGCCAGAAAAGGAUGUGGAUUUUAUAUCUGAAAAAUCAUAUGAGCGCCUUGAAAUAAGUUCACAGCAAAGCAUCAGGUACUCUAGUGACGAGUUUGAUCCAACUAGUGAGCCAAACCAUGAAGUCAUUGAUGAAGACCAAACAAAAUCCUUGUAUGAAUUGAUGCACUUGGAGUAUAUACAACGAGCUGAUGCCUUGAUGAAGAUGAAGGACUUUUUACACCUCAUCUGGUUUUACCAUGUGAAAAAAGAAGCAGAGGUCGACUUUAGGUCUCUUUUAGACAAGUUUUCCUCAUUAAAUGAGUACAUAAGAAAGUCACUGGACUCUCCCACGGAUGGAAGCUACCUGAUAGAGAUUCAAACACUUCUUCAAGACAUUGAAGAACAUUUAGAUGAUGCUCAUUUUGAUAUGGUGGCCUAUUUACCAGAAGACAACAGUUUCGGGUCUGUAGGAAUUGAAAAUCUAGCAACAGGAGUCAACUCUGGGCAAGUUUCUAUUGCAAGUUUUUGGUCAGGUAUACCAGAAGUCCAUGCUAGUGUAGUUGCUUCGGCUGCCCACAGAGCUGUAAGUUGUAUCAAGGAUUUGAAAGUCAAGAAGCUUGGUAUUUCGGGAAGUGGUUCUCAGGAAGUAGCAGAAACAUUGAAGGAUAUGCCAGAGUUAAGAAGCGCGUUUGAUAUGGUCUUGUGUGUACGUGUAAAACGUCAUAACAUCAAAGAGCUUGUGAACGAUAUAGAAGAAGAAAUAUAUCUGUGGAGGAAAAGAAGCUCAGAAACUGACAAUGAAACAAUUGUUGUGGAAAAGUACCUGAACUGUUUGUUGUUCAUAGAUUGCAGUGACACUUAUAUCGAUUUGCAUGACCCUGAGUUCAAUCUGUCCAAAUGGUUUGAAACUGUGCAGAUAGUGAUGACAAGUGGAUCAGAAAAUGCUUAUUGCCCGGUGGAUAUAGAGAUCAGAGUUGAGGAUCAUCUUCUACCUUGGAUAUUAUUCUCUGCAAAUGUUGACCUAGAAACAGUGAGCAAGUACCCUAGGAUUCAAGAAAUGGCAACACGCUUAAUCGAAAAGUGUCAUGGCCAUUUACUCUCCAUCAUUUUACUUGCAAGGGCUUUGAGAGGUGUGGUUCAAGUUGGUGUUUGGGAAUUUGCAUUACAGGAAUUAGCCUCACAAAAAGAGCCUUCAUCAUCAUCACAGUUGGGUAUCACAAGUGAUGUCAUGGUGAGGGUGUUAAGAUUCAUUUGGUCUCGCAUGGAAAGCUUGUCUCAAAGGUGCAUUAUACAAUUUGCAACACGCUACAUAGGAACAGAGUUUGAUAAAUUUUUAUUGAUAAGGAGUUGGAUUAGAGAUGGGUUGGUAAAAACUGAACAGGAAGGAGAAAAUGUCUUUGAAGACCUCAUACGUUCCUUCCUUGUAGAACAAGUCGGGAAUAAUUGUGUUAGAAUGAGAGAUGAGACUCGAGUUAUUUUAGUUGCUGAAUUUGUACCUCGUGCAUAUCGACUUUAUCUUAAGCAAGAUGGUUCAGAAUCAAUCAGAAUGCCAAACGUUGAAGAGUGGGAUGCAAGGGAAAUCCACUUAAGUAAUAACAUAAUAUCCGAGCUUCCAGAUAACCCCAACUGCCCAAUUCUUGUAAAUUUGUUUUUACACUUCAAUCAAGAUCUCAUUGAUAUUCCCAUUACAUUCUUUGAUAACAUGCCUAGCAUCCAAGUUCUAGAUUUGUCAAGCACGAGCAUAAAAUGUUUGCCAUCUUCCAUUUCUAAGUUGACAGCUCUUGGGAAAUUAUUCAUAAGAGACUGUGACCUUUUGAUGGAACUACCACCUGAAAUUGGAGCCCUUAAGAAUCUCAAGGUCUUUGACUCAGAAGGAACACAACUUGUAUGCUUACCAGAGCAAUUUGGGUCGCUAACCAAGUUGGAAUGCUUGAAGUUUUCUUUGUAUAACUUUCCAGACAAGCCCAAAGCAAGCAACCAAAGUAUGCAUAUAGUUCCUAUAACAGUUUUUUCAAAACUCAUACGGUUAAAGGAACUAAGCAUUUGUAUGGAUCUGUAUGGUGAAUGGUGGGAAGAUGAGGUCAAACUUAUCAUCAAAAUUUUGCCUAAAUUUUGGAACAUGGAAUCUUUGAGACUGUAUUUCCCUACCAUAGAAUUGCUGGAGAUGUUUAUGGAGACACUGAACUGGCGAGGGGUCCCUCUUUACCAACAUUUGUCAAAUUUUGGUUUCGUUGUUGGUCACCUUCAACAACGUCUCAUAUCGCGUGUCCCACAUGACCUUCAUAAGACCUUUGCAAAACUGCCAAAGUGCCUGGCAUAUACAAAUGGCGAUGGGGACACAAAAGUGAUUGCCAGGGUUCUAGAACAUGCUAAUUCUCUUUUCUUGGACCGCCACUGGACUCUCCAGUCCUUGUCUGCCUUAGGACUGGCGGAGAUGGAGAAGCUGAAAUUCUGCCUGUUGUCGGAAUGCAAUGAAAUGCUGCAGAUUGUCAAUGGACGCCAUUUAGAAGAUUUUUUUGUAAGACCAGUUCUCGGAUCAUUACAACAUCUCUCAAUUUAUUACAUGAAGAGUCUCCUUUGCAUCUGGAAUGGUCCAAUUCAUAGUCGGUGUCUGUCCAAUCUAAAAACCUUGGCGAUGCAUUCAUGCCCUGAGCUGAGGACCAUUUUUACGCAGGAGUUGCUUGAAAGUCUCACUUGCUUAGAGUGUCUUAUCGUUGAAGACUGUACUAUGAUCAAUAGCCUUGUUAGUUUGGGAUCCUACAACUCUACAUCAACUCGUUAUCUUCCAAGCUUGAAAAAGAUAUCACUUAUCCACCUCCCAGAAUUGUUGAGCAUCUCUCGUGGUAUAAGUAUUGCCCCACGGUUGGUAAGUCUUGUCGUUUAUGAUUGCCCAAACCUUGAGAAACUAUCCUACAUGAAAGCAUUUGAUAAUAAUAUCAAGGAAAUUAAAGGAGAGAAUGAAUGGUGGGAUGCAUUGAAAUGGUGCCAACCGGAGUGGACCGGUGGUCGGCCUGAUUAUCUGGCUAGAGUUUUCAUCCCGCUUGGAACAAAUGGUGACAUUAUGGAUGAACUAGCUGAUGCUGUCAACAUUCUCCCUCAUUUAAGUGAUCAUUAGCGUUUUUCUUUUAAACACAGGUAUUGGGGAGCUUACUAAGGAAGCAGAAACAGUGCAAGUGGACACACGCCCAUGUGAAUUUAAAAACAAAGUGUGUGUUAAAAGGUGUAUGUUUGGGUGUGAUUUACAUAUGCCGAAACUUUUUAGAAUGAAAGUAUUUUAUUAAUGUUGAUCUAGUGAUAAGGGAGAGGGCAAAGUUUAACUUCAUAGUAGACACUUGGAAAGCGUUGAAGGCGAAGCAAAUCGACACUUUUGUAUAUCUUUUUGUAGCAGUGAAACUAUUUAUAUAUGUUACACCCAAUUGUUAGAAAAUGUGAUAGCUUUUUUAUAAGUUGUACAGACUUUUGUUUCGUAGUAUAUGAUGUAUUUUUCAAGAAGAAUUUGUGUAUUGUUGGUUA
Messenger RNA from Lactuca sativa (garden lettuce), 6159 nucleotides. RefSeq lists its product as uncharacterized. Gene Ontology annotation, cellular component: plasma membrane; plasmodesma. Gene Ontology annotation, molecular function: ATP binding; transmembrane receptor protein tyrosine kinase activity; ADP binding. NCBI's taxonomy places the organism in Eukaryota, Viridiplantae, Streptophyta, Magnoliopsida, Asterales, Asteraceae. Gene Ontology annotation, biological process: protein autophosphorylation. The record is from RefSeq and is a predicted model, not a curated record.